GUUGCCUACUUCACCGUCGGCGCGCGUGUGUUUAUAAAUUUGCGGCUCAGAGUUGCGCCUAUGGUUGAAAAUAUUUCAAUUGUUGCGAAACGAUAGUUUUAUUAUUAUAUACAAAAAUGGUGAAACUAACAGCGGAAAUUAUCCAGAAUUCUAUGCAAUAUAUAAACCCAGUUAAAGAUCGUGAGUUGGAUUUACGAGGAUAUAAGAUACCCGAAAUAGAAAACUUAGGUGCCACUGGCGAUCAGUUUGAUACCAUUGACUUUUCUGAUAAUGAUAUUCGCCGGCUAGAUGGCUUUCCAUAUCUUAAAAGGCUCAAGUGCUUAUUACUGAAUAACAAUCGAAUCAUGAGAUUGGGUGAACAUUUAGAAGAACACAUCCCAAAUAUGGAAACUAUAGUCUUAACAGGCAAUCAAAUUGAAGAGCUGGGUGAUAUUGAUCCAUUGACAACCCUUGAAAAAUUAACAUGUCUGAGUUUACUUCACAAUCCAGUCACGGCAAAACCGCACUAUCGACUGUACAUUAUCCACAAAUUCCCGAAUUUACGUUUGCUUGACUUCCGUAAGAUCACAUUAAAGGAGAAAAAAGAAGCUAAGCAUUUGUUUAAAAGCAAGAAAGGUAAAGAGUUGCAGAAGGAGAUUAAGGAGAGGGCGAAUACGUUUGUGCCAGGUGGGGAAGUACAAAACAUUGCUAAGAGUAAAGGACUUACUGAUGAUGAAGUUGAGAAAAUUCGGGAAGCAAUCGCCAAAGCAGCGUCAUUGGAUGAAGUUGAACGACUACAACAACUACUUGAAGUUGGACAUAUUCCUGGUGGUGAUGUUCAACAAAAUGGAAACAAUGGACACGCGAUGCUUGCAAAUAUGGAGGUCGAAGAUGGACCUGCAUAACUCCUCUAACAAUAGCCUUUGUGAGUAUUAGAAUAAGAAUUAAAUUUGAUUUAAGAAUAUUAAGUUAAUUUCCUACGCAAAGGUAUGAAUCAGAUAUAAAGUUGAUACGAAAAUAUGAUACUACACAAAGCGAAGCGAAAACACAAAGGGUUUAUGUAUUAAUUUCAGUUGCUAUUUGUUUUUGCAAUAAAUAAAAACUGUCUCCAUACUUUGAAUCAAGUCGGCGUUAUUAUCAUUCCUGAAUUCAAUUGUUUGAUGGUAAAAAGUCAAGUCGUAGCAUGUCACGACUCGAUCGGCAGUCGAAUCCCAGUCAAUAUCCAAAUUCGUCGUGGCGUGUUCUGGCCAAACCAAAUCAACUCUGCUAAAUUUUACCAAGUAGACACUGGACCCCUACGUAUAUCUUCGAAUAUUCCAUCUACAAUCCCGGUGAAAUUAAUUUCUACUGCUUGUAAAUUCCACGCACACUGAAAAUUCAAACAUGUGCGAUUCGCCUUGUCCGCCGACGUGCUUCAAGUACUGCUAUUACACACCGUCGCAGUGCUACGUCCCGGUGGAAUACUAUGUGCCGAUGAAUUGUUCCGUACCGGUGCAGUGCAGUCUACAGUAUGGCAGCCCGACGAUACCUGGAUGUCCCUGCCCGGCCAGUCCAUGCUGCAGCCCCAGCUGCAAUCCAUGCUGUCCUUAGUGAUGCAAUGAGUCAAAUGAAGACGGAGCGGAGUAUGGUUAUCAUGAAUAAUGGAAAAUGUGUCCCCCGUUUUGAUUAUGGUUGUGAUUUGUCUUUGUGUAUUGUCUGUAUCUGUGUACUGUGUACGUUGGUUGAGUCUGUGUUCCCGUUCGGUUGUGGCUUUUCCCCAGCUAAAUUGUUUUACAUAUUCUUCGUCUCGAUUUAAUUUAAUAUUCAUUUUAAUUUUGCUGAGUAAAAAAUGGAAUUCAUGAAAA
Messenger RNA from Dalotia coriaria, 1823 nucleotides. Its product is annotated as U2 small nuclear ribonucleoprotein A'-like. The transcript is spliced from 5 exons. The record is from RefSeq and is a predicted model, not a curated record. Gene Ontology annotation, biological process: mRNA splicing, via spliceosome. Gene Ontology annotation, cellular component: U2 snRNP. Lineage: Eukaryota; Metazoa; Arthropoda; Insecta; Coleoptera; Staphylinidae. Bases 117 to 884 code for a protein of 255 amino acids. Gene Ontology annotation, molecular function: U2 snRNA binding.